Messenger RNA from Oppia nitens, 1294 nucleotides. RefSeq names its product UBX domain-containing protein 1-A-like. NCBI's taxonomy places the organism in Eukaryota, Metazoa, Arthropoda, Arachnida, Sarcoptiformes, Oppiidae. The coding region runs from base 222 to 1112 and encodes 296 amino acids. The transcript is spliced from 3 exons. The record is from RefSeq and is a predicted model, not a curated record. Gene Ontology annotation, molecular function: protein binding.
UUGAAAACAACAUUACAGUUGAAUAUUCAUUGUUUUAGUUGUUAUUAAACGUAAUAUUAUUAUUGAUUGUAUGUAUGAAUCAAUCAAACACUUGAAUGACUGUCAGAUUUAGUCAUAAAAUAAAUAAUAAUAUUUGAACUGUUGUUUGAAAAGCACCGGUAGUUUUGUUUUGUAGGCCAACCCAACCAACCUAUCCAUCCAUUAUCAUCAAAACAACAACAAUGGCAUCGCAUACUGUCCUCAAGGAACAGCUGACCGAAAUGGGUUUCGAUGACCGCAAAAUAACCCGUGAACUGAAAAGGUUAGGCUCGAAGGCUACCAUCGAGUCGGCCAUCGAAGCGCUAGAGUUGGCCCAAAAUCGCGGAUCAGAUGACGAUGAGGCCGCCGGCGGCGUCGGUACCGAUGACGAAGAAAUGGCCAGCGAUAAGACAACGUCGACGUCGGCCAGCGACGGCCAAAACAAUGGCGAGGCCGGAGCAGCGGCGGCAGCGGCUCCCGAAACGGAAGCCGAACGCGAGGCCAAACGUCUGUUAUAUGAAGAAAAGAUCAAACAACGGCGUAUUGAACGGGCAGCCAAAGAAAAAGAGGAGGCACUGAAACGGGAAGUUCAGCGCCGACAGGACGGCAAAGGUAUGGGCAAAAUGAAGGAAGAGUUGGAACAAUUGGCACGGAUUCGGGCGGCAGAAGAGAUGCGUCGGGAAAAGGCGGAAGAAAAACGAGUCAGAGAUGCCGUUCUGCAGCAGAUUGCAGCCGAUCGGGAGGAACAUCGACGCCGGGCGGCCGGCGAGACUAACUCUACGUCGACAGCAGCCGCCGCUGCCACCACCGCAACGGUUACGGCAGCCGCUGCAGUGGUCACGCCUACGGUGCCUAAAGACGGCAAAUGUCGACUGGCCAUACGUAUGCUCGACGGCCAGCAAUUGAUCAACGAAUUUGACGCACGCGAACAACUGUCGGCUGUCCGUGUGUUUGUCUAUACCCGGGCACCGGUCGAGGGCGACAUAUCGUUUGUUAUGCCACCGAACAGGGCGUUCAACGACGACGACAUGGAAAAGCCGUUGAGCGCACUGGGACUAUGUCCGUCGGCCAGAGUUCAUGUUAUCAAACGUUAAGUUGUCAGAGACACUACUGGUGGUGUGUUAGUGACAGUGUAGGUGCGGUUGCUUAUCUCUACUACCUCCCUGUCCCCCCUUUUUAAAUAACUUCAACAUUUUCAACAACAACAACACAAAAAAACAAAUUGAAAAUUUUCUAUUGAAUUAAUUGAUUAUUAUUAUUAUUACUGAUAUAUAUA